AUGAAACGUUUAAUCAAAUGGGUUCUUCUCACUUAUGGAACGACAAAAACAACACAUCUUGUUGACCAAUUAAAAACGAUGGGAUUCCAUUAUGCCACAGCAGCCGGAAUCUCUCUUGGAAUUGAUGAUUUACGAGUGCCGCCAGUAAAAGCAGCAUUUAUGGAAAAUGCGGAAAAUGAAAUUUAUGAAAAUGAAAUUCGUUUUAAGCGUGGCCAAAGUACUGCUGUCGAACGUUUAGAAAAAGCACUUGAUAUUUGGAAUACCACAAACGAUAGUUUAAAAACUGAAGUAAUUGCGCACUUCCGAGAAACAGACAUUUUUAACCCCGUGUACAUGAUGGCAUUUUCUGGAGCGCGAGGAAAUAUUUCACAAGUUCGACAAUUAGUAGGAAUGCGUGGUCUCAUGGCUGACCCCCAAGGUCAAAUUAUUGAAUUUCCAAUUCGACGUAAUUUCCGUGAAGGACUUACAGUCACAGAAUAUAUGAUUUCAUGCUACGGAGCCCGUAAAGGACUUGUAGAUACGGCACUUCGUACAGCAAGUUCUGGUUAUUUAACACGACGUCUUGUCGAUGUAGCACAAAGUGUAAUUAUUCAACAAUUAGAUUGUGGAACAUCAAGUGGACUUCCCGUUAAGCCAAACCCGAAAACAAUUGAAUCUUCAUUAGUCGGGCGUGUCUUAGCCGAACGUAUUGUAGAUUCCCAAACCGGUAAAAUUCUUGGUCAAAAAAACCAAACUAUUACACCACGUCUUGCUACAAAAUUACAACAUCGAGCAAGUGUACGAGUACGGUCCCCACUUACGUGUCACUUUCAUUCUGUCUGUCAACUUUGCUAUGGAUGGAGUCUCGCAGACCAAAAACUGGUACAACUUGGGGAUGCAGUAGGUGUUUUAGCAGCACAAUCUAUUGGUGAACCAGGAACCCAGCUAACCAUGCGUACAUUCCACACGGGUGGAGUAUUCGCAGGAGAGGUAACAGAAAAGGUUUACGCACCACACGCGGGAAUCGUUUUUUAUAGUGGAAAGCCCCGCGGCCGUAAAGUUAAUUCAAGAUAUGGAGAAACAGCCUUUCUUACGUAUCAAAGUCUUAAGUUAAAAAUUGUGAAUGGGGACCAUAAAUCAAUUCUAGAAUUUCCACCCUUAACACUUUUAUUCGUAGCACCUGGGCAACCCAUUUCCUUUCAUCAAACAUUAGCCGAAGUAUCUCGUGUUGAAACCUUAACUUCGCAAACAACAAAAUUAGUAACGGAUCAGCAUGAUGAGAGUGGUACAAUUAGUGACCGCUCGAGCAAAGAAUUUUUGGCGACGUUGGAUGGCCAAAUUUAUUUUUCGACCCUCCCUGAAAAUGUAAAACACACAAAAGCUGCAAAAUGGUAUAAAGGGCGAGAUGUUUUAAUGUGGAUUCUUGCUGGAACACUUAUCAAGCAACCAACAAAAAUUGAAGAAAUUGAAGAAACCAUUGAAAAACGUCCAGGCGAUUGUUAUACCACUGGAUUCUAUCCCACAAUCAAUGCAACGCAAGAAAGACAUGUCUUGCAACAAACAAAACAAGAAUCAGGACAUGCGUUCAUUAAACGUAAAUAUACCACACUUCAAAACACUGAAUAUUGGGGUCCACGUCAACAACCCAGCGUUGCCCUUAUUCAAAAAACAAAAAAGAGUCUUGCUCCGCCAGAAUCUUGGAUUACACCCACCGUGCAAACAACCCAAGCUAAUUUUGGCUUACGCAGUUGGAUGCCCAAAAAAGUACGAUCAAAGCCAACCAAAUACGGCGCGCAAUAUGAAGGGUUAGUAGCAAUGCAGCCUCAACCAGUAAACAAUGUUGUCUUCAAAACACUGCAUGAACAAAAACAAGUGAGUGAAUCGCACGACGCUAAUCCAAUGCUGACAACACGCACUUCUGGGACCUAUGCCACUACGGGUAAAAAGUUAAUCUGCCGAAGUUUAUACGCACAACAGAAAAAAUUUGUAUUACAAAAACCGAAGAUUAAAACAUCGGCUCAAUUACGCCCAGCUGCAACCCAUUUAAGUUUUCUCCCACCGUUCGAACCUACCCAAACAGCUGCUGCAAAACGUACACUUUUCCCAUUUGACCUCCAACGAAAAGCGUCUGCCUAUGCGAAAGCGCCGGGAGAAAUUCGAGUAUCAACACUCAUGUUAACGGAAACCGACCAACAAGUCUUUUCAGUAAAAAACAAAAAGGUCUGCGUAAAUGUUGGCGAUUUUAUUCGUGUGGAUGAUUUACUUACAACAACACACCGUAGCCCAGUCUCGGGACAAAUUAUUUUCCUAAGUGAAAAUUAUAUUGUAAUCCGACAUGUGCAACCGUACCCAUUACCAAACCGUGUCGUAACCGAAUUAAAAGUUAAAGAUGGUGAUUUAAUUAAAAAGAAUAGUGUUUUAGGGCGCUUACAAUUUGAACAAUCGGAUGCAGGUGACAUUGUCCAAGGUUUACCAAAAAUUGAUGAAUUACUCGAAGCGCGUGAACCAGUCGAGAAACGCUUUUCGGGUAUUCACUUUCAAUUAGCCUGCUACUGGCGCAAAUAUUUACGUGUCUAUGGACCAACACACGGGUGUACACGAAGCUUCGAACAACUUCGUGCACUCAUUGUGAAUGAAAUUCAAGAAGUAUACCAAUCCCAAGGUGUAUAUAUUGCCGAUAAACACGUUGAAAUUAUUGUCCGUCAAAUGACAACUCGCGUAAUUAUUCUUCACCCAGGAUCAACAGGCUUAUUAUCGGGUGACAUGAUUGAUAUGUACCGAGCGCAGCAUUUACGUCUUGUGGAUCCACAAUUAAAAUUCCGACCUGUACUCCUUGGAAUUACACGUGCGGCCUUAACAGCAGAAAGUUUUAUUUCGGCAGCGAGUUUCCAGGAAACUAAACGUGUGCUUGCAAAUGCCGCAAUUAAUGGUCAAAUUGAUUGGCUUACAGGAUUAAAAGAAAACGUAAUUUUAGGACGCUUAAUUCCAGCCGGAACAGGUUUAUAUUAA
Bathycoccus prasinos is the source of this 2988-nucleotide messenger RNA. The record is from the annotation of a RefSeq genome assembly. NCBI's taxonomy places the organism in Eukaryota, Viridiplantae, Chlorophyta, Mamiellophyceae, Mamiellales, Bathycoccaceae.